Messenger RNA from Homarus americanus (American lobster), 1373 nucleotides. Its product is annotated as superoxide dismutase [Cu-Zn]-like. NCBI's taxonomy places the organism in Eukaryota, Metazoa, Arthropoda, Malacostraca, Decapoda, Nephropidae. Gene Ontology annotation, molecular function: copper ion binding; superoxide dismutase activity. The coding region runs from base 102 to 848 and encodes 248 amino acids. Gene Ontology annotation, biological process: removal of superoxide radicals. The record is from RefSeq and is a predicted model, not a curated record. The transcript has 5 exons.
GUGACAUCUGGCAACUGAACUUCACCAGGCCAGGUAAAUCAUGGAACGCCAGCAACACGGUGCCAGUUUGCACCUGACCUGUGUUUGGUGAGCAAGUGGAGAUGAAGGCAUUCGUCGUCUUUUUAAGUGUGGCGGCUGUCGUCAGACCGUCUUCAUUUCAUGGGAGCGGUCCUGACGCCGUAGUGGAGAUGGUACCUGGAAGUGACCAGGUUGGAGGUAGACUGGAACUCUUCAGGAAUAAUGCAGGAGUCAUCAUUCAGGGCAGUGUAACGGGCUUGACACCGGGUUACCAUGGUUUCCACGUCCACGCGAAGGGCAGGCUUGGUGACUUUUGCAAGGACGCCGGCGGACACUUCAAUCCCUUCGGUAAGAACCACGGUGCCCCGGAAGACGUCGAGCGUCACGCUGGGGACCUGGGCAACGUGGAAGCUGACUCGUAUGGCGUGGCGUACAUCAACAUUGCUGACUACCACAUCUCCCUCGACCCUUCCUCCCAGACGUUCAUCGGCGGUCUGGCCAUCGUCAUCCACGCCGGCGUCGACGACCUGGGACGUGGCGGUAACCCCGAGAGUCUCAAGACGGGCAACGCUGGUAAACGCUCCGGCUGUGGCAUCAUCCAGGUGGUGGGAGGAUCCUCAUCAGCCUACCUACCACCACAACCAAUCCAAAGACCAUUUCAACCAGUCCAUAGACCACCACAACCAGUCCAUAGAAUACCACAACCAGUCCAUACACCACCACAACCAGCCUUCCAUUACCAACCACAUCAACCAAACUACGGACGCUUCGAGCUUGAAUUCCCGCCCAGAUUCUCUCCCCCAAGGUCCUUCAACCCCUACUACCACUAACCUUCUUGACAAUAAUAACGAUAUGAUAUGGAAAUGAAAUAUAAGUUUUUAUCUCUCAAUCUUUCUACUGUACUAACCACUAAAUAAUUUACUAGCACUAAAAAUGUAUACUGUUGCUCGUCUGUGUGUCUUAUACCAGGACUCACCAAUUUCUGGGCAUGGUGCUAGACCCGGAUUCGAAACAAGCCUGACUCAGCCUAACAUACGGUAACCUAAUUCCUUCCCUAACCAACAGUCUAAACAAACCUACCCUCAUUUACCUGCCUUUUACUUCACCUAACUUAACCGUAUCUACGGUUUUAUGAAGAAAAUCUGGGUCUGGUUCCGUACCUGGAUUCGGGGAUCAGUUUACCCUUGUUAAGUUAAUGAAAAAUUCCCAAUGGAAAUUAUUAUCUGGGGAAUAACUUGUUGUUCGUUAACACAAUGUAAAAUAUAAUGCCAACGACUGUCAACCAUGGUGCAAUUCCCGCAAAGUUGAGAUUUUAUUUAUUGUAUAAUCUAAAAUAGAAAAAAAUAACUAUAAAC